Molecule: messenger RNA, 411 nt
Organism: Knipowitschia caucasica
Lineage: Eukaryota; Metazoa; Chordata; Actinopteri; Gobiiformes; Gobiidae
Source: the annotation of a GenBank genome assembly
AUGGAGGAGGAGAUGCAGCAGCUCAGGGAGCAGCUGGCUCAGCUUAAGGCGGACAAUGAGCGACUUCUUCACAAUGGGGCGUCAAAUCUGGCUGGCCCGAGCGGGGCUUCCCAGGCCUCGGGCGUCUCCACUGGUCAAGCUCGGUCGCUGGGCUUUCACACCCCCACUACAGACCGAGUGCUUUGCCGGGUGACACCGAGCCUCAAAAUCCAGCUGGCGGUGUGGCCAGGGUCCCUGUCCCCACUGCCGAGGGCCCCACAGUUGCAGAUCAGCCAGGAGGAGCACCCGUAUCGGGUUGCAGUCGGCCUAGUAACCAAAGCCUGCGCCGCACUGCACGGACAACCGCGGGGCAACAUUCGAAUCGGCAUCACCUUCCCCGUACUCGUGGUGGUGCCUCUCAAGGGUUGGUGA